UUUUUAAUUAAUUAAUUCUGUUUAAAACCAAUUCGUGCCAUCUCUUAAACAACACCUCAAUUCAAAAAGUCCUUGAUUAACUGUCAAGAAGUGAAAAUUUCAAACAAACCAAAUAAUUUAAACUAUUUCAAUGUAAAUAAUCGUAUUAUCAUCGUAAAAUGUGCUCCUUAAUAUCCUAAAAGUUAAUAGCCUUAAAAACCUUUAAAAAAAAACAUCAAUAAUAACCCUAAAGAAAUCCUAACCUAAAAAUUAAACAAGAACUACAUUAAAAAGGCAAAAAAUGUGGGAUUCUUCGAUGUUCCUAAGUACUUUGACGCCAAAAUUCUACGUGGCCCUAACUGGGACUUCCUCACUUAUUUCUGGUUUGAUUUUAAUCUUUGAGUGGUGGUAUUUUAGGAAAUAUGGGACCUCGUUUAUUGAACAAGUUUCCUUGAACCAUAUUAGCCCCUGGAUUAGCGGUGUUGAUAAUACUGAAAAUACAACAAAUAAUGGUAAUAAUAACGGAAAUUCUACACAGAAUAAUAUUCCAGAAUGUAAAGUGUGGAGGAAUCCUUUAAAUUUAUAUCGAGGUGCUGAGUAUCAAAGAUUUUAUUGGGCCACCAAUAAAGAACCGUUAACUUAUUAUGAUAUGAAUUUAUCUGCUCAAGAUCAUCAGACCUUUUUUACUUGCGAAGCUGAUGUUGGUAAACCUGAGUAUGAAAUAAUGCAAACAGCUUGGAGAGAAAGGAAUCCUGUUGUAAGGAUAAAAGCUGCUCAUAAUGCUUUGGAAAAGAACUUGGAAUGUGCGCCAGCUUAUAUUUUAUUAGCUGAAGAGGAGGCUACUACAAUCACGGAAGCUGAAAAAAUUUUAAAACAAGCUUUAAAAGUCGCAGACUUAAAUUAUCGGAAAUCGCAAGCUUUACAACAUCAAGGAUCUUUAAUGGAAUCUCAACAUCGAAGAGAUACCAACGUAUUAAUAUAUAUAAAGCGAAGAUUAGCAAUGUGUGCAAGACGAUUGGGAAAAUUAAAAGAAGCCGUGAAAAUGUUUCGUGACCUCACAAAAGAAGUUCCACCGAUUAUGAAUGUUUUAAAUAUUCACGAAAAUUUAAUUGAAGCUUUAUUAGAAAUGCAAGCGUUCGCAGAUGUUCAAGCAGUUUUAGCAAGAUACGAUGACGGUUCUGUACCACGAUCAGCAACAAUUUGUUAUACAUCAGCUUUAUUAAAAACUCGAGUUGUUGCUGAAAAAUUUUCUCCAGAUAUUGCUUGUAAAAGAGGGUUAACAACAGCUGAAAUGGCAGCGGUUGAUGCAAUACAUAGAGCCGUUGAAUUUAACCCCCAUGUUCCUAAAUAUUUAUUAGAAAUGAAACCUUUAAUUUUACCGCCAGAACAUAUUUUAAAACGAGGUGAUUCCGAAGCGAUUGCUUAUUCAUUUUUUAACUUGGCACAUUGGAAACAAAUGGAAGGUGCUUUAACCUUACUACAUUGUACUUGGGAAGGCACGUUUAGAAUGUUACCUUAUCCGUUAGAACGAGGACAUUUAUUUUUCCCUUAUCCAACUUGUACGGAAUGUGCCGAUAGGGAGUUAUUGCCGGCAUUCCAUGAAGUUUCUGUUUAUCCAAAAAAGGAAUUACCAUUUUUUAUUAUAUUUACUGCUGGGUUGUGUUCGUUUACAGCUCUUUUAGCGUUGUUGACACAUCAAUAUCCAGAACCAAUGGGAGUUAUCGCAAGAUCAAUUUUAAAUUGGUUGUCUUCGCCAGUUUAUUAUGUCUUUGAAAAGAUCGAAAACUUAUUACCCACUUAUUUAUUACAAAUGUUUGCUAGAGUUUAAAAAAUGAUUCCUUGUGUUUAAUUUUAAUUCUUUUUAAGAGUUAAUUUAAAAAAAUUAAGUAAAGAUGUGUAUUCAAUUUCUUCUUCUUCUUAAAACCAGGGGUAACAACUUGGUUUCUGGGGUAUUUAAUUUAUUUCUUUGAUUUGAAUAUCUCGUUUUUGUAUUUUUUUUUUUUUUUUUUUUUAAUUUAAAUUAAAUGGAGAUGUUUUGUUAUAAGUACUUAAUAUGUAUUAUUAGACGAUGUAAAAUAUAAAGUCUAAGUAA
Messenger RNA from Onthophagus taurus, 2071 nucleotides. RefSeq names its product protein ST7 homolog. The record is from RefSeq and is a predicted model, not a curated record. NCBI's taxonomy places the organism in Eukaryota, Metazoa, Arthropoda, Insecta, Coleoptera, Scarabaeidae.